GACGUCGCCAUGACGUUCCCCAUCGAGCAGCAACAGAAUCAAAGAUAUCCGAAAAGCCGCCAUUGGGCAGAGCGUGCCCGACUGCACAUGAGACACACCUGUGCCUAAAGCUAUCUGAACCUCACACUUCGCUCAUUCCUCCGUCACCCAACGCAAUUGCUCACAUCGAACGAGCUUCCAAGUGAAGCUAGCAAAACCGUGCAGUUUUCCGACCGACCGAAUUCCAUUGAAACAUACAAACGCAACAAUGUCCCCCCUCACCAUCCCCAAGAUCUUCAUGGCCGGCGGCGCUGUCGGCUUCGGCUACUACCUCCUCAUGCGACAAUACUGGUUCCCGAACCCAUACAAGACACGAGAAGUGCAGAACAUCGAGGACCGCUUCUCAGCGGGCGGAGGGACUCCACAUCACACACCCGGCGUGGCUACCAUGAGAGGAGACGCUUCGAACGUCGAAUCAAGACAAGUCGGCGAGCACAAAGGCCCGCAGUCUGAGUUCCACAAGAAGAACAUUACAGACCAGCAAGCUAACGCGCCCGUCUUCCCCGAGAAGUUCUACGAACAACAGUACAACAAUCCGAAGGGCAAAUGAGCGUAUCGACCGUCCGUCCGUCCCGACCGAGCGAGUAUACAAAAUUGGGAGAACCCACCGGUGUUGGUUGGCAAGCUUUGAUGCAUCAUAUUAUGGCGUUCUCGACUCACUCAUCAGGCUCCUCCACUGUAAAAUCAUUGUGUAUAUACGAGAAGCUCUCCCCUCGGGAGGCUUGCAGGAGGAAGCAAAUGCAAUUGGUCCAAGUUCAAUCCAGUCCCCCUGGACUUGGUCUCGCGUAGUAUUGGAGUGUUGUUGUAGCCCUGACGCCAUUGUCUAAUGCGAGGAAUCCAGCGAACAGAAGUGAACCUCCUGUUGAAGUUACUAAAGGUACGUAUCAACGCCGAGGGAUUUGUCGCUAUAAAUCCAUAUAUGCGGUAGAAG
Trematosphaeria pertusa is the source of this 970-nucleotide messenger RNA. RefSeq lists its product as uncharacterized. The transcript has 3 exons. Bases 248 to 589 code for a protein of 113 amino acids. Lineage: Eukaryota; Fungi; Ascomycota; Dothideomycetes; Pleosporales; Trematosphaeriaceae. The record is from RefSeq and is a predicted model, not a curated record.